CCAAUUGCUAUCAAACUGUGCAUGCUCGAUUGAAUAACUGUUGGAUUAUUCUUCCAGUGUCUCUAAAAGGAUAAUCCGUCCAGUCAUGACUUACAAACCCCCCAAAGUCGAAGAAGACUACUCCGACACGUCCGAACCUCAAAAGCGCAAGCGCGAUGAAAAAUAUCCUGAGCUGGAACCAGCAACUCCUCAGCAAGAAUUCGAGACAGGAAAACAACAGCCACCUAGCAAAGCGUCUAAGCCCAAUGAAACACCGGCCGAGGAGGAUGAGAUAAAUGCCCAAGGCGAAGUAAAUGAUGAUGAGGAUGAAGAGCUUAGCGAUGUGUACGAAGAGGGCGAAGAGGACGAAAUUGAGGGAGGAAACGACAAUAAUGAAGAUGACGAAGGAGUAGAGGAGAAGGGGGAGGAGGAGGAGGAGGAAGAAGAAGAAGAAGAAGAAGAAAAAGAAAAGGAAGAAAAUGAGGAAGACACAGGCAAGCACGGGCCAAAGGUACAAAAGGCUGUUGACAAACUGGGCCGGUGCCCCCUUGAUGGCACAAAGAUUGCCCAGAAGCCUCUUACAGCAUCACCGGAGACACUACUGGCGAUGGUUAUUGAUGCCAUGCUGAAGUCGCGCCCGAUCUCGCAUGAUCUGACUCAGCGCACAAUAACCAAGGUUAUUGAUGCUGGGUAUCAUGAUAUCCGCAAAUUAGGGGAUAGUAGCUGGGAGGAGCGCACAAUGAUUCUGAAGGAUGGAGGGUAUAAUCGGUAUAGGGAGCAGGGCGCUACUAAUUUAGGAGAAUUGGCAGAAUUAGUUGAUGGCAAAUACGAUGGUGAUCUCAAUAAUCUAUUGGAAGAGGCACAUCACAACCGGGACGAAGUAAGAAAACUCAUCAAGGAGAUUAAGGGUCUCGGCGAUUUAGGUGCCGAUCUUUUUUUCAAUAAUGUACAGAGUGUGUGGCCUGAAAUUGCUCCGUUUGUUGACAAACGCAGCCUGCAAACGGCAGAUCAGGUUGGGAUUGGCACCGAUUUGGAUGCCAUCUACGCCGACCUGAAACGUGAUUCAAUGAAGAUGAGCAGAUUGGCCAAUGGCUUGUCUGCUGCGAGGUUAGACAAAAGGCAAGGGGAGCUCCUAAGCAUUUGAUUGCCGCAGUUGAUGUAGUAUAUCUCGUGCACAUAGGGCAAGCAUAGCUACAACUAAAACUUUUACUAAAUACACUCAACUAUGCCUGGUUUAGA
Molecule: messenger RNA, 1218 nt
Organism: Aspergillus caelatus
Lineage: Eukaryota; Fungi; Ascomycota; Eurotiomycetes; Eurotiales; Aspergillaceae
Exons: 2
Coding region: 86-1123 (345 amino acids)
Biological process (GO): DNA repair
Molecular function (GO): catalytic activity
Source: RefSeq, a predicted model, not a curated record